Drosophila takahashii is the source of this 3921-nucleotide messenger RNA. RefSeq lists its product as uncharacterized. The record is from RefSeq and is a predicted model, not a curated record. Lineage: Eukaryota; Metazoa; Arthropoda; Insecta; Diptera; Drosophilidae.
AUGUGGCGCCUACAUUUGUUCCUACUCCUCUCCACCUGUUUUCUGGUGCCCCACGAUGCCAAGCCUACGAAGCGAUCGCCGCUGGAGUUUUCCUCGACCACAUUGGCCUCGCUGCUCCUGGAGACGCAAACUAGCGAGUCGAGCACUGGAACCACCGAUCAGCUGAUCACAAGCACCGAGUCGACGUCACCGAGAACGCCGUCGCGAGUCACCAAUAUCGGACGUUUGGCCUCCAAGGAUCUGGCCGAUCUGCUCUUGGCCAGCAUGCAGGCACGUGGCGCCAAGCUGACUUCCUUCCAGGAGUCAACCAUGAAAUCGCUGCGCAGCGAGGAGAGCAAGGACAUCAAAGGCAACAACGUGUUCCUGCAGGUGGGCAUGGAUGUGAUCAUUGACAUUCUGAUCGGAGCUCGGGACAAUGCCACGUGUGGAAGGAUCAUCCGGGAUAUCGAUCAGUCGCAGGACAGGAAUAGCCUAACCUUGACCCUCAAGUCCUUUUUGGCCCUGUGCUUCUUCAAUGGCAUCGAGUGCGCCAAGGAGGAGGUGGGCCAGGUGAUCAAGAGCACCCACUCGCGUCAGCGCCACCAGUCGAAGGAUCAGGACCAGGAUCAUCACCAGCAGACGGAGGGCUCCGGUCUGCGUACCGCCCGUCGGGUGGGCGUGGCCAAGGACGAUCGCAACACGGUGCUGAAGUUCCUGCAGGCACGCAACAUCAACGAGCUGAGCGCCAUCCUGAAUACACUGCUGCAGGUGUGCGGAGCUUCGGGCGGAGAGGCGCACAAGAUCAUCCGGAAUUUGCGAGAGAUGGGUCCCGACAGCGUCAGUCUGCUGCAGGUGAAUGCUUUUAGCAUGCUUUCCGUAUCGCUGCUCGACAGUUUGUCCACCAUUGCCGGGGGCAAGACUAGUGGCCUGUGCUCCGCCGCCCCCGAAAGUUGGAUCGUCCGCCUGCUGGCCAUGGGCGUAGACAAAGUGGUCCUAAUGGGUCUGAUGACUGCCCUCGAUCGCACAAUUGCCACCUCGACCGCCACAACCGCCGAAAUGGCUAAUGCCGCAGCCCUAAAUACCCUGAAUGGAGGCGACCUCACCGAUCCCAAGACCCAAGUGGCCCAAGAGUCGGUGGCCACCGCAAAGCGAGCCGUGGGUAACGAUUUCGAUUUGGCACCUUCAGUCGUAGAGACUGGUACUGCAAACACUGUUAAUGAUGCUAUUAAUGCCAAUAUUCCCGUCGGAGCUGAUCUUCCCAUUCUAAGUGAGAUUGAUGGCAAUGGAUUCACUGGCAACGUUCUGAAUCAGGGAUCUGAUGUGGUGGUCGAAGGACAAGCAAACACUUUCAAUCGCUUACUGGGUGCCAAAGCUCCCGUUUUAGCGAGUGUGCCGGUAAUUUCUAGGAUCAACACUGGAAGUAGCUCUUCGGGAACUCCAUCUAGUUCAUCUGGCUCCCCAAGUUCGGGAUCUUCUGGUUCGUCAAGCUCGGGAUCUUCUGGUUCCCCAAGUUCAGGAUCUAGCUCUUCGGGAAGUUCAUCGGGGGCUGGUAACGAUUUCAACUUGGCGCCCUCUGUUGUGGAAAGUGGCACUGGAAACACGAUUAAUGAUGCCAUCAACGCCAAUAUUCCCGUCGGAGCUUUUGCCCCCGUUCUAAGUGAUCUCGAGGGAAAUGGUUUCACCGGCAACGUUCUCAAUCAGGGAUCUGAUGUGGUUGUCAAGGGAACGGGAAACACUUUUAACCGCCUGGUGGGAGCACGAGUUCCAGUUUUGGCGAGUGUUCCUGUUUUGUCGAGGUCAAACAGCGGAAGUGGAAGUACAUCGUCUAGCUCCCCAUCUAGUUCCUCUUCUUCCUCGAGUCCGUCUACCAGUUCGGGAUCUUCUGGCUCAACGAGUACGGGAUCGAGUGGUUCUUCCAGUUCGGGAUCCACUGGCUCCUCUGGUAGCUCUUCAUCUUCCUCUGGCACUCCCAGUUCUUCCAGCUCAUCUGUAAUCGGCAACAAUGUGAAUGUUAAAGGCGAUACCAUUACCGGCAAUAAGAACUUCCUUUUCAAGUUACUGGAUCUUGGACUGCCAAUAUCUCUCGCCGCUCCGGUUCUUAGUAUCAUUAAUCAGGGCUCGACGACAACGGGCUCUUCCAGUGGUUCUUCAGGUGGUUCCUCGAGUGGUUCUUCAAGUGGUUCUUCAGGUGGUUCUUCAAGUGGUUCUUCGAGUGGUUCAUCGAGUGGUUCUUCGAGUGGUUCCUCCAACGGAUCCUCCCCAGGAGCCUCAGUGGGAAACAAUGCCAACAUUGAUCCGAAUGUUGAUAUCGUGGGUGAUCAAAACGAGGUUACCAAAGUGGUUGAUGCCAACGUUGAUGCCUUGGCCAAUGUCCCCGUUCUUAGCCAAAUAACCGGAACGAGCUUUGCCAAUAAUCUGAAUCAAAAGCCCAACAUUCGCAUUAGAGGUAGUCAUAAUAAGGUCACCAAGGUCGUAGACGCCAAUGUUCCAGUUUUGGCGGCUGUUUCGGCCAUCAGCAAUUUAAGCGGUCAGUCCUCAAGUGGGGGAUCAUCUAGUGGGGGAUCUUCUAGCGGUGGAAGCUCCUCUCCAUCCUCCGGAGCUCUGGGUGGAUUAAGUGGUCUCACUGGAGGAUCAGGAUCAGAUAACCUUCUUAGCGGUGUUCUUGGAACCGUGACUGGAACUGUCGGCGGAGUGGUUGGCGGUGUUGUUCCGGUAGUGGGACCCGUUCUCGGUGGUGUUGUGGGUGCAGUAAGUCCCGUUCUCGGUGGUGUGGUGGGUGCAGUGGAGCCCGUUCUUGGUACAGUUACCAACACAGUUGGUGGCCUCCUCGGCGGCGUAACUGGUUCUUCCGGUUCUGGAUCCUCCAGUCCCCUGGGCGGAGUUACCAGCAUUUUGGGAGGCGGCUCUGGAUCCUCCAGCCCUCUCGGUGGUGUUACCAGCAUUUUGGGAGGCGGCUCCUCUGGCUCCUCCUCCUCCGUAAUUGGAAACAGUGCCACUAGUGGAGCCGACACCGUGAUCAAGGGAGACAAUAACAACUUCGUUCGGUUGGUGGAUGUCAGUGGAUUCGUUCUGGCCGACAUUCCCAUCCUGAGCAGCAUAACCAAUCUUUUGGGUUCCACUGGACUGAUUGGCAACUCGGCGAAUAAGGGUCCCAAGACGGUGGUUAUCGGCAAUAAUAAUCGCAUAGUGAAGCUGAUCAACGUGGACCUGUGGGUGUUGGCCUUCCUCGAUGUUCUCAAUAUAAUCCGCGGAAGUGGAGGCGUUUGCAACCAGCUGAACUCUGGACCCAAUACUGAGAUCAUUGGCGAUAACAACGAUGUGGUUCAGUUGGUUGAUGUGGAUCUGAGUGUGCUGCUUGUGGUGGAUCUAUUGAGCCACUUGAUCACCACUGUGGCCAAUGACUGCGGCACCACCACCACAACAACCACCACUACAGAAACACCUCCGACGGUUCAACCCCCGACGGUUCAACCUCCGACGGCUCAGCCCCCAACGCUUCAGCCCCCUACUGUUCAGCCACCCACUGCUGAGCCUCCCACGGAACAACCGCCCACCUAUGGGCCACCCACAAACGAACCACCCACGAAUCAGCCACCCACCAAUCAGCCUCCCACCAAUCAGCCUCCCACCAACCAGCCUCCCACCAAUCAGCCACCCACCAAUCAACCUCCCACCAAUGAGCCACCCACCAACCGGCCUCCUACCAAUCAACCACCCACCAACAGGCCACCCACCGAUCAGCCACCCACCAACCGCCCACCGUCGCCCAGUCCCAACAACUGCUAUCGCAGAUAUUGCCGCAAGUGGCGCACUCGGCCCAGCUAUUUGUGCUACAAGAACUGCGGUGGAGCCUACACCUACAAGCCCUAAGACGCUGACCUUGCACCACCCGACCAACGAGCACAACCACCGGAAGCAGGAGAACCAGCGGAACCGGAACCG